Myotis lucifugus (little brown bat) is the source of this 3461-nucleotide messenger RNA. It is a transcript of the gene TMEM67, whose product is annotated as transmembrane protein 67. The record is from RefSeq and is a predicted model, not a curated record. Gene Ontology annotation, cellular component: MKS complex; ciliary transition zone. Lineage: Eukaryota; Metazoa; Chordata; Mammalia; Chiroptera; Vespertilionidae. Gene Ontology annotation, biological process: cilium assembly.
GGUGGCGAUGGCUCUCCGGUCCAGCUGGGCGGCCGCGGCCGUGACCGUGUUCCUCCAGUGGGUCCUCCCUGGCGUCUCACAGGCCCAGACCUUCUCCUUCCCUUUCCGGCAGCCGGAGACCUGCGGCCGCAGCCAGUACUUCGACAUCUCCGCGCUCUCCUGCGCCCCGUGCGGGGCCCACCAGCGGCGGGACGCCCGAGGAACUUCAUGUGUGUGUCUACCAGGAUUUCAGAUGAUCUCUAAUAACGGAGGAGCUGAUAUUAUUUGUAAAAAGUGCCCAGAAGACAAGAAAGGUGUUACCAAAGAUGGCUGGAACUGCAUUUCUUGCCCUGGUCGUUUGACUGCAGAAGGAAAAUGCCACUGUCCCCCUGGCCAUAUUUUAGUGGAAAGGGAUAUAAAUGGAGCGUUGUUGUCUCAAGCAACCUGUAAGCUCUGUGAUGGAACGGAAAACUCUUUUACAGUAGCAAAUGCCUUAGGAAACAGGUGUGUCCGAUGUGAGCCAACAUUCAUUAAUACCAGCAGGUCCUGUGCGUGUUUAGAACCUAACACCUUAACAGGGGGCUUAUGUUUCAGCAGCACAGGGAAUUUUCCUCCACCUAUGAUUUCAUCUGCACGUUAUGGAGAGCUUGGCAUGUCCAUCACUUCAGAAUGGUUUGCAAGGCAUUUGCAUUCAUCAGCAGCUGCUUGUUGGAUAUAUGCCAAUCUAACAUCUUGCCAAGCUCUUGGAAAUAUGUGUGUGAUGAACAUGAAUUCUUAUAACUCUGCCACUUUUGAUGCAUGUCGACUAUUUCAGUUUGUCUUUGAAAAUACUGCUGGACUGCGCACUGUUCAUUCUGUUUCGUUUUGGAGACAGAAUCUUCCAUGGCUGUUCUAUGGAGAUCAGCUUGGAUUAGCACCUCAAAUCCUCGAUACUACACCUCUUCCUUCAAAUUUCAGUUUUAAAGGGCAAAACCAGAAUACACAAAUGAAGUUUGUUGCUGCUUCCUAUGAUGUAAAAGGAAAUUUUCUCAAGUGGCAAACUUUAGAAGGUGGUGUUUUACAGCUUUGUCCAGACACAGAAACAAGAUUAAAUGCAGCUUAUUCUUUUGGAACAACCUAUCAACAAGACUGUGUGAUUCCUAUCUCUAAGAUCUUAACUGACUUUCCCACUCCUAUAUUUUAUGAUUUAUACCUUGAAUAUACCGAUGAAAAUCAACACCAAUAUAUUUGGGCUCUGCCUGUGUUAAACCUAAAUCUUCAACACAAUAAAAUAUUUGUGAACCAAGACAGUAACUCUGGCAAGUGGCUUCUGACUCGGCGCAUUUUCUUAGUGGAUGCACUAAGUGGACGAGAAAAUGACUUAGGAAGUCAGCCAAGAUUAAUUCGAAUUGCUACACGGAUAUCCCUGAGCAUCCACCUUGUACCCAACACAAAAAAAGGAAACAUCUACCCUCCCUUAAUUACCAUUGGCUACAGUGACAUUGAUGUCAAAGAUCCCAACAGCCAGCUUGUGAAGGUUUCUUUCUCUGUCGAAUAUGAAAUGAAUCAAGAAGAAGCACGUAUCCAGACAGAUAUUGCUUUGGGUGUGUUGGGUGGGCUCGCUGUUUUAACAUCUCUGUUGAAGACGGCGGGGUGGAAGAGGCGCAUUGGGAGUCCUAUGAUUGACCUACAGACAGUUAUGAAGUUCAUGGUGUACUACGCUGGUGAUCUGACCAAUGUAUUUGUUAUCAUCACUGUGGCAACGGGUCUUUAUUGGCUUAUUUUCUUCAAAGCACAGAAGUCUGUCUCUGUGUUUCUACCAACGCCGACUCAGGAAGAACGUUUUGGUACUUUUGUGGGAUGUGCUUUUGCUCUGAAGGCUCUGCAGUUUUUGCAUAAGCUCGUAUCCCAGGUUACCAUUGAUAUAUUCUUUAUCGAUUGGGAGCGACCUAAAGGGAAGGUUCUUAAAGCUGUUGAAGGUGAGGGUGGUGUGAGGAGCGCUACCGUUCCCGUAAGCAUAUGGAGAACAUAUUUUGUAGCAAAUGAAUGGAAUGAAAUUCAGACUGUGAGAAAAAUCAAUCCACUUUUUCAAGUACUUACUGUCCUCUUCUUUUUGGAGGUUGUGGGAUUUAAGAACUUAGCAUUAAUGGAUUCAUCCUCUAGUCUUUCCAGAGACCCAUCCAGCUACAUAGCUCCUUAUAGUCGCAUUUUGAGAUAUGCAGUGUCUUCUGCUCUCUGGCUAGUGAUUGGAAUGAUACAGAUCGUGUUCUUUGCUGUCUUUUAUGAGAGAUUUAUAGAAGAUAAAAUUCGACAGUUUGUGGAUUUAUGCUCUAUGAGCAAUAUAUCAGUGUUUCUGUUAUCCCACAAAUGUUUUGGAUAUUACAUUCAUGGUAGAUCAGUACACGGGCAUGCAGAUACUAACAUGGAAGAAAUGAAUCUGAAUCUGAAAAGAGAAGCGGAAAACUUGUGUAGCCAGAGAGGUUUGGUGCCCAACACAGAGGGUCAGACUUUCCAGAUUGCAAUUUCUAGCCAGAUGAGACAGCACUAUGACAGAAUUCAUGAGACGCUAACAAGGAAAAAUGGCCCUGCUAGACUAUUGAGUUCAUCAGCAAGUACUUUUGAGCAGAGUAUAAAGGCAUAUAAUACUAUGAAUAAAUUCCUUGGCUCUUUCAUCGAUCAUGUUCAUAAGGACAUGGACUACUUUAUAAAAGAUAAAUUGCUUCUUGAAAAAAUUCUUGGAAUAGAAUUCAUGGAACCAAUGGAAAAAAGCAUCUUUUAUAAUGAUGACGGUUAUUCAUUCAGCAGCGUUCUGUAUUAUGGAAAUGAAGCCACUCUUCUUAUUUAUGAUCUGCUGUUCUUCUGUGUUGUGGACUUGGCUUGCCAAAACUUUAUUUUAGCAGCCUUCCUUACAUAUCUACAACAAGAGGUUUUUAAAUUUAUUCGUAAUAUAGUAGGACAGAAUAAUUUGGCGUCCAAAACAUUGGUGGAUCAAAGGUUUUUGAUUUAAUUUAUUGAAUAGAUAACUUAAAAACUCAAUAUAAUCAUAGCCAAAAAAGGUUAUGAUUAUCAGGUUAGUUUGCCAUAUUUUUUAAUACAAAUUAUUAUAUUUUUAUUUGUUUUUAAACUACAGAAAGAUUUAUUUUUAUAAUUUGUGGAUACAUAAUUUGCUCUGAAAGUAUAUAAUAUGAUAUAAUGGAAAAUACCGUGUUACCAUUAUAUGUAGUAUUUAAUUCACCAACUCAUAGAUUAGACAGCACUGUCAAUGGGGCCAAAAAAAUCCAAAUGUUGCUUUCAGCGUAACACUUUUUAAUGAUUUCAAAACAGUGCCCAUCAUUUGUCUCUGGAUCAUUUUUAAGCUUGGAUUUGCCUGCAUUUUUUCACAUUGAAAAAAUUAUUUGAUUUCAAGUUCAAGCCUAUUUUUUAGUUUAGUAUUUUCUUGUUUUAUAUAUUUUAUGAUUAAAUAAAUGUUGAGAAACAUUUUUAAGUUUACUUGGAAAUUUAAA